Entamoeba invadens IP1 is the source of this 954-nucleotide messenger RNA. RefSeq lists its product as hypothetical. Bases 1 to 954 code for a protein of 317 amino acids. The transcript has a single exon. The record is from RefSeq and is a predicted model, not a curated record. Lineage: Eukaryota; Evosea; Mastigamoebida; Endamoebidae.
AUGGAAGGGCAAGAACCAAGCAUUUCUGUUUUUUCUUUCAAAACUAUACCAUCAACCCCAACACGUUCCAGUUUGAGUUCAAUAACCAAUUCACAAACUUCAAACACGCCCACAAGGGUUUCCAAUAAAAUUGAGAUAUUAAAAAUAGCAACGAAGCCAACACUUAAACGAACUCGGCGGACGCGGAACAACAAAGGGAAGAAGACGGAGAGAGCGCUUCAAGCGAAGUAUGAAGGGUUGUGGGAUGUUGAUGAAGUGAAAGGGACACUUUUGAAGUAUGAAGAGGAAGUUGCAAAAGAUUGUGCAGAGGCGCAUCCGAUUCCAUGUGCUGUAUUUUAUGGGAAUGACAAAGAUGAUGUGACAGACGAUUCAAUCACAGAAGAACAAAGCAAUGAAUUUGGAAGUGUGUUACAACAUGUUAGUGAUGAAGACAAAGAAGUGAUGUGUUCACUGUGUGAGUUACUGAAAGAAGUGCAUCCAAUAAUGAGUGACAAGAAAAUUAGAACAGAAAGUGGAAGAAUUCUGAACAACAUCAGAACUUAUGGGACGUGUGUUAUGAUGUGGAAGAAGAACAUUUGUGACGAGAUGAAUGUCAGCAGUGUGGAGUGUGUGGUGAAGAGAAUCGUUGAUACACAUCGAGACAACAAAACGAUCAAUGAUGGGUUAUUUGUGGAUCACAUGAGAAUGUGUUACACCAAAAUCAUGUGUGGUGAAGUGUGGUGCUCAAGUGCGUUUGUUGAAGAAGAGAGAAACAGCGGGUUUUUGGUGUUUGAUAUGGAAAUCAUUCGUGUGAUAGCAAAAGAAGGCAUUUGUAGUAUCGAGCGUGUUGUUGAGAGUGUCAAUGUGUUAUAUUUGGUGAUGAGUUUUGGCAUCACAACAAAAAGUGGAGCGAUUUCAGUUUUGCAACAAAGAGUGUCAUUUUUGAAAAAAGCUGUUUAUUAUGGCGUCUUUUGA